UGAAUAUGAGAGCCAAAAUUCUGCUAUCUUUGUCCUGUGCCUACCGAGUGAAUUUAUCUACUCUAUCAUACCUUUUUAGAGAUAAUAGCUUAUCCCAACCUUUUCCUUCCCAAUUGGUAUUGUAUAGCUCACAGACUUUCUAUAACCAAAAUGGCUAGAAUUUUGAGAGUCACCGCUCCAUAAGACCCUUAAGUUGAUGACUUAAGUGAUUGAAUAGGAAUUAAUUUUGGGAUGACAUGUGUAAAGUGUAGGUCAGUACAAUUCCAUAUACAGUAUCUCAGUGAAGGGCAUUGUAAUAAUGCACAGUUUUUUCUUAUGAUACAUGGACCAUUUAAGUUACAAUCUUAUGAACACUUACCCGGGAAUAAGUCUCUGGAACUUAGUGAAAUUUAUUUCAGAAUUACCCUGCAUUUAAAAGAUUAAUUUGCUACAUUGCUGCUGACCAAUGAUGCUGACAGUAUAAGCAGUCCUACAGGAUUUCCUGAAUUGAAAAAUGAUACUUUCCUGCAAGCAGCACUUGGAGAAGAGACAAAAUACACUCCUGUUUGGUGCAUGAGGCAGGCAGGAAGAUACCUGCCAGAAUUCCGUGAGACUCGAGCAGCUCAGGAUUUCUUUGCAACCUGUCGAUCACCAGAGAAAUGCUGUGAACUUACGCUGCAACCUCUACGACGCUUUCCUUUUGAUGCUGCCAUCAUCUUCUCUGACAUCUUGGUGGUGCCUCAGGCACUGGGCAUGGAAGUGGUGAUGGUGCCAGGAAAAGGGCCCACAUUUCCAGAACCACUAAAGGAAGUAGAGGACCUCCUGAAGCUUCGGCAGAAGGUCGAUGUGGCAGCAGAACUGGGCUAUGUCUUCCAGGCCAUCACACUGACACGGCAGAGAUUGGAAGGGAAGGUGCCUCUGAUCGGCUUCUCUGGUGCCCCAUGGACUUUGAUGUCCUAUAUGAUUGAAGGUGGUGGCUCCAACACAAUGGCGAAAGCCAAGGCUUGGCUCUACCGACAUCCUGAGGCCAGCUAUCAGCUGCUCACUUUAUUGACUGACGUUAUUGUGGAAUAUCUGGUGAGACAGGUGGCUGCAGGUGCUCAGGCUCUGCAGAUUUUUGAGUCCCACGCAGGACAUCUGGGGCCAGUCCAGUUUGCAGAGUUUGCCCUCCCGUUCAUUCGGUCCAUUGCCAAAGGUGUGAAGAAUAAGCUACAAGAAAAUGCUCUCCCUGCGGUGCCAAUGAUCAUCUUUGCUAAGAAUGCCCACUAUGCACUGGAGGAUUUGGCACAAUCUGGGUACGACGUGGUUAGCCUGGACUGGACCAUGUGUCCUCAAGAGGCUCGCAAGCGGACAGGAAAAAACGUUACCUUACAAGGGAAUUUAGAUCCAUGUGCUCUAUAUGCAUCCAAGGAGAAGAUUGGGGAGCUGGUGAAAAAGAUGUUAGAAGGCUUUGGCUCCCAGCGUUACAUUGCCAACUUGGGCCAUGGCCUCUAUCCUGACAUCGAUCCAGAACACGUAGGGGCUUUUGUGGAUGCUGUGCACAUGCAUUCCUGCAAUCUGAACAAAUGUUCUUAGGAGACUCGGAGAAAACAGUCCUUAAGUGAAAAGAAAAGAAAUGGAUCAUCUGCUCAGCAAAUGUAACUGUUAUUGAGAGGUUACAUCCUGAAAAGGAUUUCGGUGUAAUUAGCUACAAAGGCUGUGGCAGGAACUGGCAAAAGAAGCUGGGGAGUGCAGGCUUUUCACACAUACGUUAUCUUCUUCUCAGUCUCUACUGUAGAAAAUGGAUUCAUUAUGAAACAUAUACUUCCCCAACUGUGUACUUUUUAUCCCCAAAUUGCUCCAACUGAUUACAAAACUAAUCUUGAAUGCCUCCAACAAUUAGUGAACACUUUUUUAUUGUAAUUGAACUUCAUCUGCCCUUCUCCAUAGGAAUUGGCUGUCUUGUCUUGCUUCCUACCCAUCUGUUUCUUGCAGAAACUUUUUUUUUAUUACUUGGAUUGUUUUUAAUAGUCAGAUGUGCCGCAAGAGUGGGGCUGUUGAUGUGGGGAGUAAUUCAAAACAUCUGAGGAGGAGCUAUGCCUCAUGCAUAUGCCUGAGUGGUCUGCUGCUUCUGCAGGUUAAGUAUCUUGUGUCUGAGAAAGGGUUAAUCGGUCCCCUUUUAGCUUAUAUGCAAAUUAUAUUGUUUAUAUCAAAAAAAGGAAGAACUAUCCCCUCGCUUCCAGUUACAUGGAACGGUAACCUCUCUGUAGUCCAGGGGUCAGGUCUGGAGCCGCAUGUGGCUCUUUCAUCCUUCUGCUGCGGCUCCCUGUCACUCAAAAUAUGCAUCACAACUGCCAAUGUGCAACCCUUGCCGGCGUGUGAUUUAUUAAGCUUUUCAACCCCCGGUAGGCCAACCGUGGAUAAAUCCAAGAAAAGAAAAGUUUCAGAAGAAAACAGAACAUUUAAUGCAACAUCAUACGCUAGUUUUGUAGCCGCUCAGGAAAUAGUCAGGCACAGGAAGGGUUUUGUGGCUCCCGGUGUUUUCUGUGUGAAAUGGGUCCAAAUGGCUCUUUGAGUGUUUAAGGUUACCGACCCCUGCUCUAAUCCCAUCUCAGCAGCAGCACAGAUUGUCUUUAAAUGGCUAUCCUUUUUAUGAUUUCGAACUGGCAGCAUUAAUGGACUGAUACCAAAAGGGGUGGAGUGAUACAACGAAGUCUUCCUUUUUUUUAUUUUAUUAAACAUCAGAUCAAGAAGUUGUACAUACAAAAUAAAGAGACAGAAGAAUGAUACUUUUAUGGCAACAAA
Molecule: messenger RNA, 2763 nt
Organism: Thamnophis sirtalis
Lineage: Eukaryota; Metazoa; Chordata; Lepidosauria; Squamata; Natricidae
Gene: UROD
Product: uroporphyrinogen decarboxylase
Biological process (GO): heme biosynthetic process
Cellular component (GO): cytosol
Molecular function (GO): uroporphyrinogen decarboxylase activity
Source: RefSeq, a predicted model, not a curated record